AGCCUUGAUCCCCGAGCGGACAUUGUCUUAUUACUUCUCCAGUGAGGAUUGUUUCUACAGCACUUUCAAAAAAUGAACUCAGACAUCUCAGAAGCCUUCCAGAAAGAGCUCACCUGCCUCAUGUGCCUGAAUUACCUUCUAGACCCUGUCACCAUAGGCUGUGGACACAGUUUCUGUAGGUCCUGUCUCUGUCUUUUCUGGGAGCAAGCCAAAGAUCUUGCCAGUUGCCCAGUGUGCAGGCAAAGAUCAGAGCAGAAAAACCUCAAAACCAGUUUUCUUCUGAAGAAUCUGGUGUCCAUUGCCAGAAAAGCAAAUCUCAGGCAAUUCCUGAACUCUGAGGAACAUAUGUGUGGGACCCAUAAGGAGACAAAGAAGAUCUUCUGUGAAGCCAACAAGAGCUUGCUCUGUUUGAUCUGCUCUCAAAGUCAGGAGCACAGGGCUCACAGGCACCGUUCCACUGAAGAAGCUGUUGAGGAAUACUGGGAGAAGCUGGCAAAUGAAAUGAGAUCUUUAUGGGAAAAGAUCCAAGAAAUUGAAAGAAAUCUCAAGAAAAAUGGGAGAGGAACUGACCCUUGGAUGGAGGAAGAAAAUUACUACUUAGGGAGUAUUAUAAAAGAAAGCCAAAAGAUUUGUAAGCAAAUCAGAGAAAGACAAGAGGAAAUGAGUGGAAAGAAGACAGACCUCAAAGUAAUAUACAAAGAGCUCAUGAAAAUGUCCUAUAAACCAGAUGUGGAGCUGCUCCAGGAAUUGGGAGACAAACUGAAAUGGAGUGAGUCAGCACAGCUGCACAUGCCUCAGCCUCUGCUGCCAGAACUCCGUGCACGACCCAUCACUGGGCUGAUGGACUGGCUCAACCGCUUCCGAGUAAAAAUUUCAUUCAAUAAUGAAGUAAGCAGCCAGCACAUCAGGCUGUUUGAUGAUGCAAGAAGUUUGAAGUAUGAGCAUGACAGCCUCUAUGUGGCUUUGGAUGGCAGAACAUCGAAGUAUUUUGCUGCAUGGGGAUCCCAGGGCUUCACCUCUGGCAAACAAUACUGGGAGGUGGAUGUGGACAGCUCUUGGGACUGGGCUGUAGGCGUCUGUAAGGAUUCUUGGACAAGGAAAGAUGACGGCAUACUGAAGGAAUCCAACAGGGACAACUUUCUCCUUGUGUGUGUGAAGGAGGGUCAUCAUUACCGUCUCUGGACCACCAUCCCGAACACUCCUCUGUACAUAGAGAAACCUCAGGGCAGGGUUGGCGUGUUCCUUGAUUUUGACAGUGGGAGUAUGGGUUUUGUGGACGUUGCCAAGCGCUCCCUCCUUUGGAGGUAUGAGGAUGGCCUGUUCACUUUCCCUGUCAGGCCUUUCAUUUGCACUGGCCACACGUGA
Molecule: messenger RNA, 1365 nt
Organism: Mesoplodon densirostris (Blainville's beaked whale)
Lineage: Eukaryota; Metazoa; Chordata; Mammalia; Artiodactyla; Ziphiidae
Product: tripartite motif-containing protein 43-like
Exons: 7
Coding region: 73-1365 (430 amino acids)
Molecular function (GO): zinc ion binding; protein binding
Source: RefSeq, a predicted model, not a curated record